UCACGUCAGAGUUAAUUCAGUCGCUGCUUCUGAGUGAAGAUGGCGGAGGCCGCUGCUGCUCCACGACACCGGUUCUUCUGUCACUGCUGUAAAGGUGAAAUAGACCCAAAGCUACCGGAAUAUGUAUGUCCCAGAUGUGAAUCUGGCUUUAUUGAAGAGGUGUCAGAAAACUUCAGUCUUCUUCAGAAUCGGGAUGGUGCUGCUGGGACAGGCAGUGAUGACAUGACCUCACAGUUUGCUGAGCUGUGGCAGCUGCUCUUCAUGGAGCAUUCAGCCCUGCUCUCCGAGCCCUCGGUCACAGACGCGCUCCGCAGCUCCGGGCUCCAGCCAGCAGUUGCUGAUCCUGCCUCUGGGACGGCGGGACCUGUGGCAUCCGUCGAGAGUCUGUCAGACUGCACCGAGCCUCAACAAAACAGCCCACAGACAAACUCCAGACAGGAUCAGGGACAGGCUGUGGAGGGGAUUGUACAGCAGUUCCUGGCAGGUCUGUUUUCCAAUUCAGACAGUGCAGGUCCCCAAACCUCCUCAUGGUCCAGCGCGCUGCACUCAAACCCUGGAGACUAUGCUUGGGGACAGGGAGGUUUGGAUGCGGUCGUAACACAGUUGCUUGGUCAGUCUGAAAACAGCGGCCCCCCUCCUGCCGAGAAGGAGAUGAUCUCAUCUCUGCCCACCGUUAGCAUCUCCUCAGAGCAGGCUGCAUGCCGGCUGGAAUGCCCCGUGUGUCGAGAGGAGUUUUCUGUUGGGGAAUCUGUCCGACAGCUGCCGUGUCUGCACUACUUUCACAGCAGCUGUAUUGUGCCCUGGCUUCAACUGCACGACACCUGUCCUGUCUGUCGGAAGAGUCUGGAUGGUGAAGACCGGGGUUUUCAACCACGACCAGAUCCUCAAGAAACAAUCCCAUCACCUCCAGAUUUACCAGAACGAAGCACCUUCGAGACUCUUUAGCCUCUUUCCUGCCUUUAUCACUUUAAUUAUUCACCAGUGCUUCAUGAAGCCUCUACAAAGACCUCAGGUGCCUUCUAUUUCAUUUUAGUCCAGGCAGAAAACCAAAUUUGAGAUGUCAAAAGCAACAACAAAUGGUACUAAUAUACACUCACAGUGUACUGCUAUAUGAAAUCAUGAUCGUAAUGUUUUUAUCCUGAUAAACAGUAGCUAUGUUUCUAUUCAAAUAUGCAAACUAGACUUAUGAGCAAAACUCAACACAGGUUCAUUGUGGAUAUGUACCCCUGUUUACAUUUCUGAAGACUGCAAAACAUGUACCCAGAUCUACGUCUGGCUCAAUUUUAUCUGUAAAACGAAAGAUAUGGGGUGGUAUUGCUCCGCUGCCGGCUUCUGUUUCUUUCUGUGCUGACCGCUUACCUCCAUGUGGACAGCUUUACCAGUGUUACCAGUUUGCCCAGUAGCUCGCUGUGUAUGCUGAUGGAUUUUGAGAUGACGUCGGGGUUUGAGACUGGUAAAGAACGGAUCCAGAAACCAGGUAAAACAAAAGCAAAAAAUAUAUAAACAAAUAAACAACAGGCUAAAAACGUGGUGAACUCGCACUCGCGAAGGCUUGUCUUUUUCUAGAUUGCUUUUGAAAACACUAUCAGUUGGGUUUAGGGAUGGGGUUGGGUUGGUCAGUCAGUCCACAGUAAGCUGGCCUGGUCAGCUGAAGUGUAGAUAUGUCUAGAUAUUACACCCUCUGGUGGAUUUACGAGAGAAGAGGACGUGCAAAAGAAAUUUGAGAUCAUCAAAAAUAGUACACAGUGACCUCUGGUCCAUUUGCAAAAACUGCAAGCAGACGUACCGGUUACGUAUUUCUCUGUCUUCAGAAAUGUAGACCUGGGUACGCAUCCGCAAUGAGCCUGAGUUGGAAAAACUGGAAUAUCGCAUAAAACAUUUGCGAAUAAAACAGCGUUUCCAUUCAAAGAGAACACAAUCGUGACUUUCUGCUAAACUGACGUCAAAUAUGACUUGUGCCUCAGAAGAUGAAACACAGUGAAUGUGUGUUGACUUUUGGAGACGUGAAACCACUUUUUGGGAGAGUAGCUGCUCAAGACAGUUCUGGGAGCUAAUAAUAGGGCUGAAGGAUUUUAGAAUGACCGAAACAACAUUUCAGAUAUUGUAGAAUGUGGUCUGUCACUUGGUUUUCCUUUAAUGCCAUCUCGUCACACUUAUUGCAGCCCAGGCUCAUUGUGGAAAUGUACCCCUGUUUACAUUUCUGGAGACCAGGAAUUAUAUACCCGAAGGUAUGUCUGCUUGCAGUUUUUUUUUUUUUGUUGUGAAUCCACCUGAGGCCGAUGUGUACACUUUUUGAUGAGUUUAAAUUUAUCCAGAGGGCGCAACAACAUACACUACAGUUGACCAGCUUGCUAUUAACUAACUGACCAUCCCAUCCCCUCCCUAAACUCUAGCGAUAGUGUUUUCAAAAGCUAUCUAGAAAAAGAAAGGCCAUCAUGACCACACAAUUGUACCACAUUUUCAGAUUUUACAACGUUUUCAGUCUGUUAUUUAUUUAUUUGUUGCUUUACUGAAUUUCUGUAACCGUUCUUUGCUGGAUUUGAACCUUGUCGUCACUGUCCACUCCACUCCAUGUCCCAAGUCUUCUGGCAUAUGUGGAGCGCUACUGGGCAAGCCGUCCAUUCAAGCUGUCAGCUAGUAGUGCAAAAAGGAACAGAAGCUGUUGGCAGCAUCAGACUACCUCUGAGUACAUAUUUUGCAGUCUCCAGAAAUGUAGACAGGGGUACGAAUCCACAACGAGCCUGUGUUGACUUAUUUUUAUUUUUAUAAAUCAAUAUGACUUUGAUACACAUGCUGGAAUGUUUAUCUGAUAAAUGUGAUUCCCAACUGAGCCUGGUAUCUCUAUGGAGGAUUUUCCUUCACUUUCGUCAAUUGGUGAAGUUUUGUUCCUCGCCACUGGCUUGCUUGGUUUGGCACUUGUGGAGCUGCUCAUCGAUGGA
Molecule: messenger RNA, 2939 nt
Organism: Danio rerio (zebrafish)
Lineage: Eukaryota; Metazoa; Chordata; Actinopteri; Cypriniformes; Danionidae
Source: RefSeq, a predicted model, not a curated record